Messenger RNA from Seminavis robusta, 2854 nucleotides. The record is from the annotation of a GenBank genome assembly. Lineage: Eukaryota; Bacillariophyta; Bacillariophyceae; Naviculales; Naviculaceae.
UACCGGUACCGUACAUUUUGUGCCACCGGUACCUUCCCACACAGUUGCUUUUCCAUCGUCAGUGAUCAAGGAAAGCAGCAACAACCACAAACAGACUGGUCUCUUCCAGUCCAAGCCCAAAAGCUGUGCUUGAUUGCAUCUUGGCUUCCUUUUUUCAAUCGACCUUCCCUUCCCUCUAUUGGCACCACUCUCUGCUUGCUACCCCUCAUCCAUUCCAGUAUGCCGUGGCUGUCCGUGUUUCGUUCUGGCGAUCAAAAUACAUCGUACUCCUACGAUAGUUCCAAAUUAAACAACAGUCGAAUGUCCACGCGAGUCAAUGACGAUGAGGACGGUAAUAAUGAUUUCCAGGAUGAAGCUAAUAAUGAUAAUGACAAUCCACAUCAAGGUCUGACAGAGCGAGAUGCAUCUCGCGAAGAACGAGAAAAGGAAGAGACCUUUAAUUUGGAAGAAGAUCUCUUUAGUCUCAUGUAUCUGUGUCGACCGUGUUCCUUGACCUUUGCGGUCAGCAUUUUUGUCUUUUGCCUGCAACUCAUGAUUCUGGCAUUGGCAUUGACCGAUCUGGCAUCCGAUGCUCCCGUCUUUGAUGAAAUGGUGCCUUUCCCCAUUGAUCCUCCCAUUGAAAUCCCGCCACAAGUCUUGGCGGCGCAGAUUGUAUCGCUCAUGGUGGCCACACUCAAAGAAGAAGAUAUUUUUGUAUCGCUCAAGGCGUUAAUGGUCGUGGGACACGACGAACAAAUCACACAGCGAUUCCCCGGUGCCGUGGUGCAAAAAUGGUGGCUUUCCAAUAUACUGCGACUCAUUGAAGGACUCUUUGUCGUCAUGGUCAGUUUCUACUUUAUUGUCCAGUCCGACAGUGUACUCUCCAUUUUUGAAAACUUUGCCGCCAUGGAGUUCAUUUCGUAUCUGGACAAUAUGGUAUUCAAACUGGCCCGAUGGGGAUACCUCGGAAAGGGCCUGCACCGAAUGACCAUCAAGGUCGAAUCCGUCAGCAUGCGCCUUCGAAGAGAUACCAAACGAUGGUGGAUAGCCUUGAUCACUAUCUUCUUGUGUCUCACGUUUGUACCCAUGCUCAGUUUUUGGGCCAAUCUACGCAUCGGGCAAGCCAAUGGAUUCUAUCUCGAACAAAAACUGUCGCCCACAUUGGCCGUGUGGUUUCAAGAUGAAACAUUGAUUCUACCCGACUCGACCGAGUUUCAAUUUGAGGGAAGUCAACGCGGCAUGACAUCACAACAAGGUAUUUUGUUGAACUAUGCCUACUUUAGUGGCAGCUAUGAUGUGUCCUACAAAGACAAUGGCCUGUUGGACAGACACGAGAGGCGACCAAUCUACUACGAAGCAACCUCCGCCGCUGCAACUGCGACACAAUGCCAAACCGAUCCUACGUGUGGAAUGUUUUAUUAUUGCUCUGAAUUGGAAGCUUGGGUAUUCACCAUUCGAGCUCUGGGCACGGCCCGAAAACAGUUGGAUCAGUGUGAGUGGGGAUGGUUGGCCAUUUCCCAACAAACUAAAGAGUUCGAUUUGGAACGUGUGCCCGCUGCGGGAUGGAAAAUCUACACUGGUGAUAUCAGUGAAACAGCGGUUGUCAUUACCAGAGAUAAUUGUGACAUUGAUGCCGAAUGCAGCUUGAAUGGUGCCUGCGUCGAUGGAAGAUGUUCUUGUAACGAAGGUUGGCAGGGCACUCGAUGUGAAGUGAAAACGACAAUUUGCCCCGCGAUGCAGUGGAUCAACUAUGGAGCGUCUUCCUACGAGUACGAAACCAUGGGCCCGUUAUAUUUGGCAGAAGAGAAUGGAUCUCCUCUGACAGCCUACGGCCGACCAAUCUACUAUCGCCACUUUGAAACGGACGAAGGAACCUGCCCCACGGGUCAUCGAUAUGAAACGUAUGUGUACAUCGGCCGCAAGUGGGUGUUUACAUACUGGUGCGAAGAGCCGUACACCCUCAACUUACAGGCUCAGAAUCAUGCAUUCUGGGACAACCUUGUGGGUCUGGAGCAGCGCUGGUCCAGUGCCAUGACUGAGAGCUACACUGGUACAGGGCUGCAAAUGUAUGAAGUUCGCGAAUCAUUUUCCGAUGGAAUUUCGGGCUCCGACCUCUCUUUUCCGACGGAAGGCACCUUGGAAUGCGUCGACGUCCCCUGCGAGGACAAGUCCUCGGCAGUGUGCGGGAGAAAGGGUAGCUGUGUAGAGUUCCAGUUUCAGAAUCAAAAUGGCACCACCAGCACCUACCACAAGUGUGAAUGCACGGCUGAUUAUGGAGGCAUCUACUGCCAAUUCAGCCCUCGAGGGUACUACGUGGCUGAUCAUUAUGCGGAGUAUCGAAACAAUGCAGAUUUGGCACCAACGCAGUAUCAAUCCAGUUUUUGGGGUACGGCUUCUUCGGCGGCAACGGCUCCUUCUGUCCAAAAAGCUGGAAAUGAAUCGCUGCCUGUGGGCGGGAACAUCUUCAACAGAUCCUCCGAGGUUGGAGGAGAACUAUAGAGCUAUCUCGGUUCUGAAAGUGAUGGAUGCUUGCAAUUGAAGAUUGGCAGCCGAUCUGUACAAACAGCCAUCGCACAUGGCAUGCAGCUAUCGACUACAGACGUAUCGAUACCUCUAGCCAAGCAGGAUAGAAUAUGCUUGGAGAUCUGUUACGCACAUGACGGCAUCGACGCGGCUAGAUUGGAGCAUUGACAAGAAUAUCCCGUCACGAGGAUUUUUAUCGUAUCAGCGCAAUCAUACAUGGCAACGUGACAACCUAACACGCACGGUGAUACAGUUGAACUAAUAGCUAGCUGGGACAUCUUCCUCCCAAUUCCUCUUUCACCUACAGACCCCCUCAAGCAUAGUAGGCAGGAGGAUAUUCAAAUUCUGUGGG